Messenger RNA from Triplophysa dalaica, 9686 nucleotides. RefSeq names its product ubinuclein 1 (gene ubn1). NCBI's taxonomy places the organism in Eukaryota, Metazoa, Chordata, Actinopteri, Cypriniformes, Nemacheilidae. The transcript has 18 exons. The record is from RefSeq and is a predicted model, not a curated record. Bases 6107 to 8950 code for a protein of 947 amino acids. Gene Ontology annotation, cellular component: nucleus.
AAUAAAGUUUUGAAGGGUUUAAUUACUAAAUUAACUUUAUAUGAGUUCAUCUGUAGCUAUCAAAACGGAGCUGCACAUUAUUCGAUGUACCGAUAAUUAGAGUGUGAAACGUAAAUUAAUUGUUGAAAGUCAUUUGAUCCACAAACGGAAGCAAUUAAAGUGUAAAACGAUUUUGCAUUCUGUGUUUUUGUUUCACUCAAGUAGAGUCGGGUGUUUUAGUGGGAAGUAGGCUAUCCCACCGGGCACAUUUCCCUCUAAUCCCGCUCAGCUAAUCACGCAAUUAAAACUUUUCUUUGCAAUAAUUAUCUGCAAUUGUUGAGCUGUCUGCAAAAAAGUGAAAGCGAUUGAUUGAGAGUUUUAAAUCACUUCAUUUCCAAUUUAAAGUAAAAAAACACGCCCCACAAAUUAUGCUACAGAAUUAUAGCCUGAUCUGCAUUUAUUAUUAUUAAUAAUAAUAAUAAUAAUACAUUUCAAUUAAAACUGAUUUAUCGCCCUUUGUUAAAACGUGCUUAAUAUGCCAGAAAUGUGCAACGCGUGACUGACCUGAGCAGGGAUUGUUAAUUUGUAAUAAUCGAAUCGAAGGUGCUUGUCGCUUCCCUGUGCCUCGCGCUGGCACGCACGGAAAUAGAAGUAAUUUACUUGCCUCCCGCGGGAAAUCCAUUGAACAGAUUAACAUUUUUAAAAUAUAGUAAUGAUAUCAUUUGAGGAAUGGUGACGCCGGUUUUACUUCCGAGCCUUCGUGAGAGUUAUUUGCAUAUUUUAAAAGCCCACAAUUUUCAUCGGUUAAUCAUAUAUAAGAGGUGCACAUUAGUGUGUAAGUGUUGGCAAGUGCAUGGGGUGAGGGCGUAUUCACUCCUAAAACAAAUCGGGGAUGAGCUAAAUAAACCUGUAAACUAUGCAAACUUGCAUUCGACUACAAUGAAGAAGGUGAAGCAGCAGGUAUCAGCGGACACAACAAACUUGAACUACAAGUAAACUGACACGUGAAAAAGAAAGCAUUGCUUUAUCGCCACCCAGCGAUGAAGUCUUGUACGUGUGUGAUUUUGUAAACUGUGUACAGUAUGCUGUCAGAUGUUUAUAAUAUUUGAUGAUUUCAACUUGUAAAACAGUCUGAGAUCACAGUCGGAAAUUUGAUUCGUUUUUUUAGUCGACAGUUUAUUGGUUUUGUAUCAAACGCCUAUGGAUCAUAAGUGUCUUUUUGUAAUAGCAAGUGGACACAAUAAAAGUACACUGGCCUAAGGAAUGGGUCAGCAAUGCAAUAACUGUAAAAAAAGAAAUAUGUAUGGGGUAAAAGGUGUUACUUUUAGCCUCGGGCUAACCUUUGGAACUAUUAAAUGUAAAAUUGUAAAAACAGCUAUUUGCAGAAAUAUCGUAAGAAUUAUGUGUUUCAAUACAUGUCAGAAAUGAACUUUCUCUUAUAACAAUGUGUUUUCAGCUGUCAGGUUGGUUAUCGGUGGUGACAGAUCGCAGGGAGAUUUGGCAGAUGGAAGUUUGUCAUUCAAUUUAGAAUUACGCAUCUCUCUCUCUCUCUCUCUCUCUCUCUCUCUCUCUCUCUCGUCCAAUCCCAACAAAUAGGCCUACAUAUUAUAGACAUAAUAUGACUCUUGUCGUUCUCGAGGAUAUCAAUCACGGUCCUGAUGCACUGACUGCGGUGGUUGGUGAGGGCCUUGAAUAGUUAAUGUCUCUUUGUUAUCCACGCUGUUCUAAUCCCCCGGUGAUUUGCGGUCUCACGUUGUUCAGAUCUGGUACAAUGAAGCAUGGGAGGGGGUGCGUCAACUAUUAUUUCGGCCAGCGCGGCCAUCUGCUGCUCGCAGGAAACCCAACACCCAAGAGACGCGCCAGCAAACACACUGUAAACUAGCGAAGAUGUUUUAAUUAAGACGAGGCAGGUUAACUCAGCUUCUUAAUGAAUUGCCUUCAUUGCCCUUCCCUUAUUGUCCAAAAUAGAUAUCUUGUCCCACCCACUGUAAACAACGCUGUAAUCGACUUCUAUUUGAUAUAGUCACGUAUUAUCCAGACAUCGAUCUUCAAUAUCUCAAACUUAUCCAAUUUUUCACAGUUCCUCACAAAUGUCAAUUUGAAGGUGCAUUCCUCUUAAAAGUUGUAUAUCUUACACAAACAAGCAUUUCUAUAAAUAUUGGUGGUGUAAAUAUAUACACGUUAUUAUGUUAUGCACGAAUAUUUAUUAGGACAUGGUAAGUUUAACACAAUAAGAAUAAAAGUGGAAAUCUAAUAAAGACUAGAUACAUAAUUGUACACAUAACUGUAAAUACAAAGUCUUUAUUAAGCCACUCAAUGGACGAAUAUGUAGGCCUAGAUGUCAAAACGCACCCUAGUGGUAAUUAAAGUCAUUGCUUCAUCGAUAUGGCUACUUAAGUUAGGUAAAAAUGAACUUACUAAACAACAAACCAUUCAAAGAUGCCCGAUAAAAAAGACAUGAACUUCUUUUUGACAGUUUUACAAUAUUAAACUUUUCCUUGUUCGGGGAAAUAAACCCAGCGAUUGUGAACUAUUCCUUGUCUAUUAUUGCAAAUAAUGCACCCAAGUCAAAAGGAUGUUUCACUAAAUUUGAGCAGUUUUUCUUUAACUAUACCCGCUGAUGAAUAAAUGGGCCAGCCUUACUCUGGUCUAACUAGUUAAUUAAAAACAGUUCAUGUUUGCUCAAGUUAAUAAAGGACUAAAUUAUUCACUUUGGGGACCUGCGUCCCAGAGCGCUUUAAAUCAUCCCGGGACAAUAUUGUAACUCUCUCUCCGCUCUGAUGAAACGCUGAGGGGUCCUGUCAGUGUCGGAACCCCUCCCCACCCUCCAUCUGUCCCCCUUUGUCCCCCAUAUAAAGCUUGUGUAUUUUAGCCCAUUGUCUUUCGCACAUUUAUUGACACCUUUUUUAAUUCGGCGCUUCUGUCGGCCUUCUCUAGCCGCGGGGCGCCAAUCUCUUCCGCUCCAUUAGCUCAUUGAAACAGGAGUCUGGUUAAACAAAAAGGAUGCAAUCUGAUCCUCCGUACUCUCUCUCUCUCUCUCUCUCUCAAAAAGCCAUACACGUCCCUCUCGCACACCACGGGUUUUCGCGCCCUGUUUGUCAGAGAGACUGGCCUGUGCGUUCGCGAGCCAGCAGGGAGGGGGAUCUUAUUAGCAUUAAAAGCCUACAGCGUGAAAUUCAUUUAUAAUUGCUAGAGAGAAAGAAAACCGAGAGAGAGAUAGAGAGAGAGAAAUAGAGAGAGAGAAAACAUAUGCGUCCCGAAUUACGUUUGAAUAAGUUUGUGAUAUGUUAACAUGGAAUGGAAUGCGACAGACGGCAAUUAUGACGCCUUUGUGACUGUCAAAUUCGAUUCAUAAGAGGCUCGUACCUCGGUGAGCGCCGGUAGUACAGAAGCUGAGGUGAAUCUUAAUGCAGCCAAAGAAAGACUUUGAUAUUUUCAAUAGAAGAAAAUGUCAAAAUAAGGCCGUUAAUCGAAAUGUGCAUGGUGUGCUUUUUUCUACGGAAUAAAAAAAACUAUAUUAAAAGGCAAUAAGAGAGUCGGGAAAAUACAGAAAUGGCCAAACAGGAGUUUUUCUGACGACACACGUGUCAAGGACUUGGAGAACAAAAUAAACACUGAAAUGAGGAGACACUGAAGGGUGGGUAGGUGGUUGAUCCUUAAUCGCCAGACCCUUUAAGGUGAUCUUUAUGUCAGUCAUAUUAGAUUGGCCUAUUAGAGAUACAGACACUGGUGAUGAUGUAGCAGGUGUGCAACCAUCUGGCAGAUACCCACGAUCCUGCUCUCUCUCUCUUUCUCUCUCUCUCGCAAUAUUUGCAAUACGCAUGCAAUCAAACAGUGAGAGCCAAAUUAUGAUUGACUAAAUCAAUCAACACCGGGUUCUAUUAAACAGGCCUAUUAUUUCUUCCUCACUUUCAAACAAAAUUCCGUAGGUUUUAAUAUGAAUAUAUUUAAUAAUAUCUAUUGACUUCGACUGGAUUCUAUUUCAUUUUAAAUAAAAAUUAUCUGAACAUGUCUUUGUUGAUUAUUAUUAAUUACAGUAAUAAUAAAAAUAAAAAAGGCCGUUGAUUGAAAUGGAUGUGCUUUUUUUCUACGAAAUAAAAAACUAUAUUAAACGAAAGACAAGUGCAACGGAGACUGGUAACACAUCAUAUGAAGUACAAUAAUUCUUUUAUAGAUAUAUAAAUAUAUAAUACAUUCAGGAUAUAUUACUAACUAACUGCAAAACUAUUUCACUCCCUCCAAUGUUAGUCAUUCUGCACUGUAUUUUUACAAGAGCUUUACAUAGUUACUUUCCUGUGGCUCGGUGGUAAGAUUAUGGCUCUAGCAACGCCAAGGACAUGUGUUCGAUUACAGGGCAUUGCACAUAGCCAGAAAUAAAAUAUUAUAAAAUGCAAUGUAAGUCACUUUGGAUAAAAGCGUCUGCCAAAUCCGUAAAUGUAAACAACAUGCAAAACAAUACCAUCUAAAGCCUGCGUGUCAUUAGGACAGACUUCAUCUAUACUGUGGUCUGACACCCACACCUUAUUUUUGUAGGUCGAGCCAACAAAUUAGUUCAGUUUUAGGAAUUCUGCCGCCAUCUAUUGGUCACCUGUGUUAGCACAGAACAAAGAAUUGUCUCGUUAAGGUGUUCCCAAGAGAUAUUUAUCCCAAGUCAAAAUUAUUCUUUCCUUGACUCGAUCUAAAUGAUACUAACUUUUUGCUUCAUGUCAUGGAAGCCCCUAUCCAGGCAUUAUGUAUUAUGUAGGUGUCUUCUUUUUUUGGGUCUUUUAAUUUGGUUAAUUUAUUUUUUAACAAGUUUUACUACAAUUUUGGUGGAAAGUGUGCGUAAGUGAAAAUUGCUUGGGCACCACACUGAAACACUGAUAAUAAGGGCUGCACAAUAUAUAUGUUUUAAUUUAUCGGAAAAUUCUGAACGUGCAUAUCGCGAUAUGCGUGUCGCUAUACUUAGUGAUAUAAAAAAGUAUCAAAGUUUCAAGUUGAUGCAUAUAGCAGAGCUGCUGUGCCUGAUGUGUGGAAGAUAAUCAAUAACUGAAAAGAAUGUGAACCAUGUAUGUUGGCUGAAAAUUUCCAGUUUUUAAAUAUAUUUUGAUAUAGUUUAAACUCAUUUUACAGACCUUAAGCAUUAUCAUAUCGCAUAUAGGCCGAGCAUGUUUGUCAAUGUCGCACAGCACAACUGAUGAUAAUACAUACAAAUAAGAGGCUAAACCUUACUGAUAUUCUCACAUUCGAAGUGUAAAUAUAUUUGAUUAACAGACUUUAGCUAUUAGAAUAACAGUAUCAAGAGAUACAUAUUUGUCAAAUAAAGUGUAUAAAUUACAUGUCCAUAGGCAAGCGAUUCAGGACCACGGACAGCACCAUGCAAUUAUUUUGGUAUGCAAGCACUUUAGACAGUAAAAACUGUAUUCUAAGUAAAUAAUAAUAAAUAAUAGUUAAGUCAGUAUAAUUUAUAUGAUUCUCUUCAACUACGCUAUAAAGCCAUGCAUAAACGUAGACCAAGACAGUAAUGGCUUAUACGUUCGUACCAACAACGCUCCAGUCGAAUAGAUAUGAACUAUUUAAGCUACCUUUAAAAUUGAUAUUUUAAAGGUAAAUAUUUUGUGUUUUGUUUCUACAGCUACACUAAAGUAAAUCAGGCGCAGAAUGAUGACGACCGAACUGACUAGACAGCGGUCUGUCCAAUGAGAGCACCCAUUUGUGAUUUUGGAAAUAGUUGUGGGCAUAGAUAUCGUUGUGGGGUGUCCAUUUCAGUGAUAAAAUCUGAAUCUCUGGUUAAAAUGUAUCGCAAGUAAAAUAGCUGACAGUCAAGGCUAGAUAACGCGUACUGACCACCUACAAACCCGUACUGGAUGCAUCUAAACGGACUACAUCCCAAUUGUACCCUGGAUUUCACAACAAUAAUAUCAGACAGCGAUGAUAAAUCGAUGUCUUCAUGGCGAAUGUUGACUGUCGGCGUGACCUCGGCUUUACGACUCUUCAAUGGGCCGCAGAGAUAGAAUAAACCCGUUCGGCGUUCGCGAAGAGCCGUAAAACACAGCACACCGCCGUUACAUGAGAUGGGUAGAUAAAUAUCAAUCGGCGCUACAUUGCUUUUUUACCGUGUUGCUAUUGUGUUCUCCGAAACGCACGAAUGCCCAUUGCAAUACCCGCAAAAACGCCGACUUCCUUUUCACGCGAGGGAAAUGACACUGAUCUCUAUUGGAGGAUUAUAAUUAAUCGCACCUGUGUUGGGAAGACUGGUGGCAAGCGUGCGUCCUGCGCAAUGGCCGCAUCGAGACGAAUUCAACUGACCGCACUGUCCAGCAACGCACACUUCCCUCUUCCCACCAUACCUCCCGUCUCCGAGACCAAUGACCAACCAGUCGAUUUGGAUUUACUGGCAACAACGACAGAGUCUGAAUUUACAUCUCCCCCAGCAGAAAAGAGACUGGAACUCACACUAUUCGAGCCGGACGAGCAACGCUGCCCGGAGUUCAACUACCCAGAUCUCAUCUGCUCAAAGCAAACUCCUGAGAAGAAAUUGCAGAAGGCAGAUGAAGUUGCCGAAGACAGAGAGAGAAAUGAAUUGGAGGCACUUGCGAGAAAGUUUGAAGGGAAAUAUGGUGGAUAUUGCAAAAAGAAAAAAGACAGAGUCCAGGAUCUGGUGGAUAUAGGAUUUGGUUACGAUGAAUCGGAUUCAUUCAUUGAUAAUUCUGAAGCUUAUGAUGAGCUGGUUCCAGCUUCCCUUACCACCAAAUAUGGCGGCUUCUACAUCAACUCAGGAACUCUGCAGUUCCGGCCAGCAUCUGAAGGGGGUCAGAAGAACGAGACAAGUGAUUUUGACGACAAUUUCAAACCCAAGAUUCAAAUCUCCUCACAGAAACGUAAGAUUAAGCAGGGAAAAGACCAGAAGAUGGGUAAGAAGAAGAAAGAUGACAUGCUGGAACAGAAUGAAGACGAGGUGGUCAAAAAGAGCGACCAGCAAGACGAGCCACCAGAACAGAUGAAGAAGAAAAGCAAAAAGCCUCUGAGCAUCGAUAAGAUGCUGAAGAAGUUCCAUAAGGAAAAACUUCAACAGCUGCAAAUGUUUAAUGCUAGAGAGAGAGAUCAAGCUCUCAAUCACAGCUGUGCCAUCAUGCAAGCGGAGGGUCAAGAUCCGCCCAUAUCUGCUGACCCUCUUCUCACACUCAUUGGUUCUGCCAGUGCUGAUGAUCUCCUUCAGGCGGUGAAGGCAGCUGAGCUAGACUUUGACUUGGACGGGCUCUUGGGGGAACCGCAGAACAUCUGCUCUCCAAGCCAGGAGGAAAAUGGGGAGGUUCUGAUAGAGCAGGUCAUCACGAAGCCCCCUGCUUCGCUUCCUGAGGGUCUUCCUCCUAUGCUAGAGCAACGCAUUCAAGAACUCACUCAGGCCGUCAAGAAAGUUGAAGGACAAAAUAAGAUGGAGGUUUUGUCUUCUGAGCUCAGCAAUGUUUUACUAGAAGUGGAAGUGAGCUCUAAAAAGCUGAGUGGCAAAGUACGCUCCAGGAUCUUCUCCUACUUGGCAUCCCAGCUGUCUUGCAGCAAAGGAACUCUGGUUAAAAGAGCCAAAAAGCUUCACAAUCUACAGCAGGAUGGGAGGUUGAAAGAGCUCCUGCAGAAGCUAGAGAAUGCGGUUGCCAGAUCAAUGCCAGAACAAAUCAUCCGUUUCCAGAGCCACUGCCAAGCUCAUUCUGAAGCUCGAGCUGCAAAGCUUGAGGCUGACAAGAAGGAGCAACGGGUGGCCGAUGGCUCUGAUGAGGAAGAAGAGGAGAGGAGUGGAAAACGGGUGUUCGGACCUCGGAAGAGAUUUAGAUGGAACGAAGAAAUCAGGGAGUUAAUCUGUGAGAUUGUAAAUUUGAAGAUGACCAUCUAUGACUUGGAGUCACCUUCAUGUUCUAGUUUGGAGGAGUAUCUCAAAGUGUUCUUGGAGGCUGAGGUUAAACCUCUUUGGCCUAAAGGAUGGAUGCAAUCCAGGAUACUGCUUAUAGAAACUCGAAAAGCACACGGUCACAUUACUGGUGUUGUAAAAGGUGAUAUAGAGGCAGUUAUGAAGGCAAGAAAGAAACCAAUGGGCACAUCGAAACUAAAAAAGGCCAGCGCUGACCCUGAGGACAAUAAGAACAUUCUGGACAUUCAAGGCCCGCCAGCAAUAAAACGCAAGCGUCUGAGUGUCCCUGUGAGCAUGCAGCCUGAAGUUGGAGCCACACUGAGCACCACUGCCAAAACUCCUUCAAACACACAAACAUCUACCACCUUCUCUAUCCAUCCUGCCAAUCACAUGGAAGGGGUGGUUCGUCCCUCGCUAGGUGGCAGUCAGCUGGAGAACCACCAUCCCGCCACUCAGAGAAGUCAAAUGAGUGUGGAGUGUGUGGUACAGGGUACAGCGGUCUCUACAGAAAAAGGAUUAGGUCAGAUGAUGUGGAACAGGACUGGUAUGGAGUCGGAUCUAAAGCGACUCCAGAGCGGGGAGAAGGCCACUCCAAAGCUGACGCUGGUGGCGCCCCCCGAUGGUCCUCAGGGCCACUGCCCAUCAGUGGUGCAGGGCGUCGCCAGACUGCUCACUACCACAUCAAUGGGAGAUGCACCUGUAUCCAUGGCAGCAGCGGCCGGUGAGAUCUCAUGUGGGAAUCCGGCUCUUCCCACCCCUUCAAUGUCUCUACUUCCAUCCACCUACCCCACCACCGCACAGCCAGGCAUCUUACCAAGCUUUGCCCCCCUGCAUGCUCUCCCAUUCCCUGGGUUGAGCCCUGGCACAAAGCUCCCCGGACAACCACUAGGCUGCAAAGGUCCAGCACCGGGAAACUUCCAGCAUGGUCUCACACAUGGUAACUCCAUGCUGUGCUCUAGCACUCUUCAUCUUCUGUCUGUCCCUGUUUCUUCUCCUGCUCCUCUUCAUUCUAUUACACCAUGGCUCUUUGGUUUAGAUGGAAAUCAGAUCCACGCAGAUGGGCUUAACGCACGCCGAAAACUACAUUAAUUACAGUGAAAUGGAAGACCAAGUGACCAAAAGACCAAAUGAAACCAGACAGGUUGUUGUGAGCUUGAACAGAUAGAGAGAGCCGACUACUCAACAUCCGAAAUAGACCUUGUGUUCGGAAAUGUAAGAAUCUAAACUCCUUCGAGGUGAAUGUUUAUUUGCAGUUAGCAAAAUACACUGAUCAAGAAUUGUGAAUGGUGGUGUUAUGACUUUUGUUUAAGAUAUAAUUUGAUAUGAUCAGCCAUGUGGCCUCAGUUCAGGCCUUUGCACUUAUUGAAAUGCACUUACUCGACUGAAUUCUCUAUUCCCAUUCAUGAUGCUUUUGAAUCCCAGUUUCUCUCUCCUAAAGGCGAUACAGUAAACAUCCAUAAUCCAAUUCUAUUUAUAAAAUGUCUGGAACAAUAGUUAUGACAGGUGGCGUGGGCCACAAUCCUUAAGGAUUAACUUUAUAUAUGUAUGUGUUGUUGUGUACUCUAAAUGAACUGUGAAUGCAUUGUUCGUGCUAAUGGAUGGCAAAGAUGGCUUUGUUUAUUUUUACUGGACUGGGAAAUAGUAUUUAUGCCUCUGUGAUCAUCUCAGGGCUGUUUAGGUGUUAUGACUGGGUUCCCACGGAGAAAUGCUGCAAAAUAUGUACGAGAACACGCACUUGCUUUUGUUUUUGGACAUGCUAAAAUGUGACUUUUGAAAAUAAUUAUUUGAAAGGGUAUUAUGGAAAAAUAAAGUUUCCUAAAAUAUU